Molecule: messenger RNA, 2695 nt
Organism: Arvicola amphibius (Eurasian water vole)
Lineage: Eukaryota; Metazoa; Chordata; Mammalia; Rodentia; Cricetidae
Gene: Susd6
Product: sushi domain containing 6
Exons: 6
Coding region: 369-1280 (303 amino acids)
Source: RefSeq, a predicted model, not a curated record
CGCGCUGUGCAGCUGGGCCAGUGACGCUGGCUCGGCGGCCGCCGCGUUCCAUCCUCCGAAGCCGGCCCCCGCUCGCGUCCUGCUCCUCCCGUAGCGUCCGCCAGCAAAGCGCCAGUCCGGGGCACGCGAGGUGUCGCGGAGACCCGACAGGGAGUGCAAGCAGGCGGGCGGGCGUGUGCGCGCAGCGGCGGCGACGGAGCGGGUUCGGCGGCGCGGGAGCUGCGAGCGCCCCCUUCCCGGAGGUCUCGGCGCGACUCCCCGGUGAAGCUACUUCUGGCUGGCUUUAGGAUUCUCAUUUCUGGAUUUUAAAGUCUUUCUUUUUUAAAAAAAAAAAAAUAAAUAAAUAAAAAACAUCGGACGGAUAAAAGAUGUGCCAUGGCAGGAUAGCACCAAAGAGCAACUCAGCAUUUGUUGUGACCUCCGUGGGGCAUGGAGUGUUUCUUCAGCUAGUGAUCCUUAGCACCCUGCUUGGAGAUGGAUUAACCUCUGUGUGUCCUCUGCCCCCAGAGCCAGAGAAUGGUGGCUACAUUUGCCACCCCCGACCCUGUAAAGACCCCUUGACAGCAGGCAGUGUCAUCGAGUACCUAUGUGCAGAAGGCUACAUGUUGAAGGGCGACUACAAAUACCUGACCUGCAAGGAUGGCGAGUGGAAGCCGGCCAUGGAGGUUAGCUGUCACCUCAAUGAAGACAAAGAAACGCACACGUCCCUUGGGGUCCCUGCGCUGUCCAUAGUGGCUUCCACUGCCAGCUCUGUGGCACUCAUUCUUCUCCUCGUGGUGCUGUUUGUACUGCUGCAGCCAAAGCUGAAGUCUUUCCAUCAUAGCAGGCGUGACCAGGGAGUUUCUGGUGACCAAGUCUCCAUUAUGGUGGAUGGGGUCCAGGUUGCACUACCUUCAUAUGAGGAAGCUGUGUAUGGCAGUUCUGGUCACUGCAUGCCACCGGCUGACCCUAGAGUACAGAUCGUUCUGUCGGAAGGGUCUGCACCAAGUGGGAGGAAUGUGCCAAGGGAGCAGCAGCUACAGGGCCAGGGUGCCUGUUCUUCUGCAGGUGGAGAGGAUGAGGCCCCUGGCCAUUCUGGGCUGUGUGAAGCCUGGGGUUCCCAGGGCUCAGAGACUGUGAUGGUGCACCAGGCAACCACAUCUUCCUGGGUGGCCGGCUCAGGGAGCAGCCGGCUGACACACAAAGACACUGCAGAUUCGGAGAACAGUGACAUACAAAGCCUUUUAUCCCUCACAUCAGAGGAGUACACAGAUGAUAUCCCACUGUUGAAAGAAGCAUGAGGACUGCCACUGGCCUCUCUCCUCUCUGCCCAUCCUCUCUCCUCCCGUGGGUUUGAGUACAAUGUCCUCUCCAGUUGCCCUACCUGGAUGCCUGAGCUGCCACCUGUGUAUCUGUGUGUAUCUGAGGGCCUGCAGGCCACCCCACUGGAUACUCAAGGAAGAUUCUCACCAUCUGCCCACAGCUGGAUGACCUGGCUCUUUGCCUGGCCCAGCCUUCCCAUCUGUCAGGGACAUGUCUGAAUGUGCUGGAUUGAACCCUCCCUUUCCCCGAGCCUCUGGGUCCCUUCCAGCCAGCUCUCUGGUGGCCGCCCCACAGCCAUGAGGGCCUGAGCACUGCUAUGUUUACUUGUGCCUUCCCCCACCCUGUCCAGGUUCCCUGUUGUGCAGGUGGGUUGCUGUUCACAGGCCUUCGUGGCUGUUGCCACCUGUACACAGGGGCUGGGCCUGGGACUGCAGAAACAGAUUGAACAGUAAGGCCCUCAGAGCAGGAGUGAUUCUUUUCGGGGCCAGAAUAUGGGUCCCUGAGCUUGCCCUGUGUGUUGACACUGAUGGCAUCUUCCUUGACUGAGGAUAGGUUUGGGAAGCCAUGCCAAACAUACUCAGCACUCAGCUGUCCAGCCCAGGUGCAGCCUCCUGGCUCUUUGAGUUUCCAAGAAGCACCCAGAAGACCUGUGGGAGGGAAGGAGUUGUCAGAUAAUGAUUGUCUUCCUAAUAUGCAAGUUCUCACUUCCUGCUUCCAGCAUUGGCUGCCUUGGCCUUGGACUCUGUUCCUGGUUAAGGGGAAGUUGCAUGCUGUCUCCUGGACUUUGUCCUAGGUAGCUCUGGCUUCCUUGCAGUCCACAGAACCCUGAGAUUUGCGAGAUGCCAACAAAAGCUCAUCUGGGUUUUGGCAUUCUGGGCAAGUUGCCCAAUUCUAGGUUUGUGGUGAUGGAGGGGAGGUUGAGAGGUACAGACCAAGUUCCCCGUGGCUGCAGGCAGCUCCGACCAGGUCCCGAGGGGCCCCCUCGCCACAGUCAUGUGCCUUAGCAACUCUGCCCAGUCACUGCUUCUCCUACUCUCCUCCAUGCUCCCCGGCUUUGCAAGCUUUGUGGGUUGUGGGUACUCAGAAGCCUGAGAUACAGGCCUGGGAGUGAGAAAGCACUGUCACUGUGCUGGGUCCUCCACAGCACUGAAUGCCUGGGUAGCUGAGCCCCACCAGGCUUCUGCCAUCUUGAGAAGACAGAUGUGGUGUUAAUGAGUUCUCUCUCUUGCUUGCUUGCUCUCUCUCUCUCUCUCUCUCUCUCUCUCUCUCUCUCUCUCUCUCUCUCUCUCUCUCUCUCUCUCUCUCUCUCUCUCUUUCUCUCUGUCUCUCCCUCCCUCAAGCCUCAAGGCUGGGAAACGUCAGAGCCAAUCCUGGACUGUACCUAUGAUGUUUC